CUGUCGUCUUCACCGAUGCCUAACUCGAGUGUGCAGUCGCAUUUCGCUGGCUCUCUGGGCCAGACCGGUCCCGAAUGGUGCGAAGGUGAGAACGACAGGGCCGCAAGUCUCUGUCGCUAUUGCGGCACCAUAGCGGGGCAAGGGAACUCUCUGCCAUUGGGUGGGGGAGACCGCGGACCGUGGCUUCUCCAUCACCCAGAUCUCGGCGGGAAACAGGACCCGGAGCUCCGGCCCUCCAUGUUCAGGCGGAUCCAGCAGGAGCGGCAUGGGCAGCAGUCGCUGCGGAAGAACUCUGUGCCAGAUCUAAGCAACGGCCUCUACCUCAGGCAAGUGAUGGCAGGCCGGGCCUCUGCGCCACCUCAGGAUUACUACCUGGACGACGGCGCCUUAUCUGGUCAGCUGCCCGACGAGGGCGGCUUUUAUAGGGAUAACCGGCACGCGCUCACCAGAUCAGCCUUGCAUUAUGGGCCUAGCUACGGUGGGGGGAGACCUACCUGGGAUCAAGGACAGGCGAGGGCCCCACCCUUCGUGCUGCCCUCCGCUUCAACGCCUAACCCCUUGCCUCCUCCCCCUCCACCGCCUCCCCUGCCUCCUCCUCCGCCACCCCCUCCCCCGCCCAUCCAUGAGCUGAGCCGUUUGUACAGGGAAGCGCUCGGAUCUAAGAUGAUCCCAGACAUCCACCGUAUUGGUGGCAGAUCUCCCUCUCCUGCGGUCUACGGCGUCCACCCCCCUCUCCCCGAUUACGCUGCUGAGUCAUUGUCUCUCUCCAGCCGCCAAGCUUAUAACAAUUUCAACAUCUCGUCCUUGGAUCCCCGCCAGCCAACUGCCAACAGGUCAGCGGUGGACUCAGCUUCUCAGGGAAUGGACGGAGCUCUCCCUCGGGCUUAUGGAGCUCUAGGCUGCCAGAGGCUGCCUUACGACCCACAUUAUGACCCCAACUCAGUCAUGAUGGCCACCGCCGCUGGAAUGACAUCCAGCCUGCCUCUUCAACACCAAAGUGCUGCAGACCCCAAGAGGAUGGUGGACCCCGCCUUCUUGGCUUUCCUGCGAGGUGAAGGCUUGGCUGAGAGCACCAUCACGCUCCUGCUGCAACACGGUUUUGAUUCCGCUGCCAUGUUGGGAAUGAUGGAGGACCACGAUGUCCGCUCGGUGGCCCCUAACAUGGCCCAGGCCCGCGUUCUGUCCCGCGUGGCGCUCGGUUGCAAGGCAGGCGGCGUGGUUACGCGCCCCCGAUCCAACAGCUUCGGCAAUCGCAACGACUACUACAUGCAGCCCCAGGGCUUAACUAUGGACUCUGGCAUGAUGCAGCAGCCCCCGCCCACCUACCAGACCGUGUCCCCCAGGGUGGGGGAGUUUCUCGGCAGAAGACCAAGCAGCGCCCCAUCCCAACACCUCCUGGAGACCACCUCCUACCCAGCAGCGCGGGCCAUGGCAACUGGAGCUCUCCCGAUCAGCUCGGGAGGAUACAGCAAUGCUGUGACUCAGGGAAGACCCUUCUCCAUGUACAAUGCCCACACCGGUCUCGCCAUGUCUGCUCUCGGACAGCCGCCUCCGCCAGCUCCGGGUGCUCCUGGUGCGGCGCCCAAAACCUUCUCCGGCUCCUAUUCUCCCAUGGAGCUGAUGAAGCGAGCAACCAACCUCCCGCCGCCGUCGCCAGUUGCGGCGCAGAGCCCCCUCCACAGCCCCCAGCUUCUUCGGAAAGGGAUCAAUGCUGCGCCCGAGAGCUCCAUGGCUCCUGUAACUUCUUCCUCCAAUCUCUACAUGCAAAACCUUAACAACAGCAAGAUGGUAGGACGUCGCACUGGUCCACCUGUCAUAGUGUCAACCAUGGCCACCACACCUGACACAAGUAUUCGGCCCCAAAUCAUGAACGGGCCGAUGCACCCGCGCCCCUUGGUGGCGCUGCUGGACGGGCGCGACUGCACCGUGGAGAUGCCCAUCCUGAAAGACUUGGCGACUGUCGCCUUCUGUGACGCGCAGUCCACGCAGGAGAUACACGAGAAGGUGCUCAACGAAGCCGUGGGAGCCAUGAUGUACCACACCAUCACCCUCACCAGGGAGGACCUGGAAAAGUUCAAAGCCCUACGGAUCAUCAUACGCAUCGGCAGCGGAUACGACAACAUCGACAUCAAGGCGGCCGGAGAGCUGGGUAUCGCGGUGUGUAACAUUCCCUCUGCAGCUGUGGAGGAGACGGCGGACUCCACCCUGUGCCACGUCCUCAACCUCUACCGGCGAAACACCUGGCUCUACCAGGCUCUCCGCGAGGGCACGCGGGUCCAGAGCGUGGAACAGAUCCGCGAGGUGGCGUCCGGCGCCGCCCGCAUCCGUGGCGAAACCCUGGGCCUCAUCGGCUUCGGUCGUUCGGGCCAGGCCGUGGCGGUGCGGGCCAAGGUCUUCGGCUUCAACGUCAUCUUCUACGACCCGUACCUGCAGGACGGCCUGGAGCGCUCGCUGGGCGUCCAGCGCGUCUACACCCUGCAGGACCUGCUCUACCAGAGCGACUGCGUCUCCCUGCACUGCAACCUGAACGAACACAACCACCACCUCAUCAACGACUUCACCAUCAAACAGAUGCGUCAGGGCGCGUUCCUGGUCAACACCGCGCGGGGGGGCCUGGUGGACGAAAAGGCCCUGGCCCAGGCUUUGAAGGAGGGCAGGAUACGCGGUGCCGCCUUGGACGUUCAUGAGACGGAGCCCUUCACUUUUGCCCAGGGUCCGCUGAAAGACGCUCCCAACCUGAUCUGCACCCCGCACACGGCCUGGUACAGCGAGCAGGCCUCUCUGGAGAUGAGGGAGGCCGCCGCCACCGAGAUCCGGAGAGCCGUCACCGGCCGCAUCCCCGACAGCCUAAGAAACUGCGUCAACAAGGAGUUCUUUGUCACCACGGCGCCGUGGGCCGUCAUGGAUCAACCGGGCGUCCACCACGAGCUCAACGGCGCCGCCUACAGAUACCCCCCGGGCGUAGUCGGAGUGGCUCCAGGGGGCAUCCCCGGGGCGUUAGAGGGCAUGGUGCCAGGUGGGCUGCCCAUCGCCCACACCCUGCCCUCUGGUACACACCCCUCCCAGGCCCCGUCGCCCAACCAGCCCUCCAAACACGGCGAGACCAGAGAGCACCUGACCGAGCAAUAGCAGCAGAAGGGAUACGAACGGCGAGCCCUCGUCCGACGCGUCGACUUUCACAACCGACCGACCAACUGGGACCAAGAGACAGCGAGACGACACGAGCGGACUGUCACCGAACUGAGGAAGCGUGCCGGGGAAUUUCUACUU
Gasterosteus aculeatus aculeatus (three-spined stickleback) is the source of this 3270-nucleotide messenger RNA. Its product is annotated as C-terminal-binding protein 2. NCBI's taxonomy places the organism in Eukaryota, Metazoa, Chordata, Actinopteri, Perciformes, Gasterosteidae. Gene Ontology annotation, molecular function: DNA-binding transcription factor binding; transcription coactivator activity; transcription coregulator binding. The record is from RefSeq and is a predicted model, not a curated record. Gene Ontology annotation, biological process: regulation of transcription by RNA polymerase II. Gene Ontology annotation, cellular component: nucleus.